Phymastichus coffea is the source of this 4188-nucleotide messenger RNA. RefSeq names its product transcription initiation factor TFIID subunit 3 (gene Taf3). Gene Ontology annotation, molecular function: protein heterodimerization activity. The transcript has 11 exons. Bases 211 to 3204 code for a protein of 997 amino acids. Gene Ontology annotation, cellular component: transcription factor TFIID complex. The record is from RefSeq and is a predicted model, not a curated record. NCBI's taxonomy places the organism in Eukaryota, Metazoa, Arthropoda, Insecta, Hymenoptera, Eulophidae.
GCCAGAUCAAGAUGGCGGAGACGCUAGCUGGUAAGCUGGUUGUCGUAAGUGCUUUUCGUAUCUAUGCAACUCGAAACCUUGCCAUAAUGUACGAAAGCCGAAAUGCAAAUUGCCCAGGUGAUUACAAAUAAUUUUGUGCAACUAAAGUUGUGAGACCAAGUGUAAUUUCGCACUUCGCAGCUGCUUUUGGUUGUACAGGUAUAAGUCAAAAUGACUACUCAAUAUACAAGAAGUGUUUUAAAAAUGGUGGUAGCUCAAAUUUGUCAGACUAUUGGCUGGCAUUCUAUUAAUUCCACACCACUGGAAUUCAUGGUUGAUUUAAUGCAGGAAUACAUUUUUCAACUUUCAAAACUUACCCAACAAUAUGCCCAAGUUUUGGGAAGAAGCGAAUCCAAUUUAGAUGAUUUAGGUUUAGCUUUUCGACAUAUGAAUAUUGAUUUACAAGAAUUAGCAGAAUAUGUUAAAAAUGUUGAUUCUGUACCAUGUGUCGUUGCUGUUCCAAAAUUACCAAUUCACAGAGAUAGCCAUUUGAAUUUUUUGAAGCCAGGCAGUCGAGAAGUAGUGACUCGACCUGUUUAUGUACAUGAACAUCUACCUCCUAUGUACCCUGGUUCAGAAGAAGAAUAUCCAGCAGAAGUUAUCAAAACAGAAAACGAAAGUGCAGUUCCAACAAAUGAAACAAUAAAUAAUUCAGAAGAAGACUCUAUCGAAAAUAUCACGCCGAUCGCAAAUGGUCUCGCGAAUGAAGAUAAUUCAAGCAAAGUUUCUCCACAAGCAGUAUUCAAAAGGCCUGGAGAUCCAAUUUCGUUUGAUGGACCAGUUGUUAAACGUAUAAAAACAACGGAUGAAGGACGUCCUCUUCGUGAAAUACACAGCGUUAUUAUGACUACCUCUGGUUUCUUAUCUACUGCGCGAGAAGGAAAGCUUCCAGAGGCAAGAACACCUCAACAGGCUCGGACAGAGUCUCCUCCACCUCCACCCUUACCCACACCUUAUCCUCCUAAUCCUCCUGAAGCAAACAAGGUUGAAAAAAAAAUCAAAAAGAAAGUUUCUGUAGGUUCAGAAGAUGGUAAACCAGAAAAUAAAGAAAACAAAAAGAAGAAAAUUCCCAAAGAUAUAUUAUUUAAACCAGAUGAAAUUAAAGAAACUAAAGUUAAAAAGUUAGCUGGUAUGAAAGAGUUAGCUAAACUUAAAGUUUUAAAAGGUACUAAAGUUGGAAGUCCUAAUCUGGCCGGACCUUCUGCAGGUAAAGUAGUUGGCGACAGCCCGAAGUAUGUGAAAAAUGCUAUUCCGAAGAUGAAAAUGGAUAAAAGUGUCGACGUCGUGCACCAUUCUGGAGUUCAAAUGGUGAACAACGUUAAAGAGGAAUCUGUUGACAAACUUCCGAUCGAACCAGACAAACAGAAGCUGACCAUUUUCAAAAAAAUUUCCAAAUCUAAAGAUGAUAAGGAUAGAGAACAAUUAGAUUUACAACAAAAAUAUAAAGAAUUGAACUCACGCGAAAAUUCACCGUGCGUCUCAGUAGACGACGACCGACAUCGCAAUGACGUAACUGUCAAACAGGAGGACAAGAAGCCAAACUUCCAAAAUACAGUACUGAACAAUAAUAUUUUGCGAGCACCUGGAACGGAGGAUGGUAUGUCACACUUGAUGAGUCCUGGUUCGGACGUGUACAUUUUUGAUGAUAUAUCAUCGCCAGGAACACCGAGUACUCCGAAAACUCCUGAGCUCAGCCUUCCCAAUGUACCUUUCGAGAAAAAGAAGAAGAAGGAUAAAAGUGGCAAAAAAAAGGAACCAAAGAUUAAACCUCCGAAAAGUUCCAUUAGUCCAAAGAAGGCCCGAUGGUCAAACGACUUGAACGAUGCAGCCGUGCUGGAUAGGCCAAAGACUCCCCAGGGUCCAGAGCAGCCACUUGCCCGUGAUAUCAAUGCAACGCCAACAUUACCGAUACCAUAUCCAUUUCCUCCAACUCCAGGCCUUAUACCUCCACCAAUGUUUCCAAUGCAUCCCAUACCAAAAGAUAUGAUGAGACCACCAAAUCUUGUACCGGGAAUGUUGCCAAAUAUGUUGCAGCAACGUUUUAUGCCGCCUUACAACUACGGACCAGGACUUAUUCCACGGCCUAGAUUUCCCAUACCUUCUAUGCCUAGAGGUAUGUCAAAUGCUUUUAACAAUCCUGUGAUGCCAGGUAUGCCACCACCAGCUCCACCGCGGCCACGUUUUCUUAAACCAGAGCCACCUAAAAUUGAAGAAUUAAAACCUCCAGUAAUUAUUCAACCACUGCCGCAGCCAGUUCCUUCGUCAUUUGUCGAGCCUCUUCAAGUCAUUAAAUCUGAAAAGAUUGAAAAAUCCGACAAGAAAUCCAAAGAGCAUAAAAAAGAAAAAAAGGAUAAGAUGAAGAAAAAAAAAGAGAAGAAAGAGAAACACAAAGAUAAGGGAGAAAAGAUUAAGGAAAAAAAGGAUAAGCUAGAGAAGAAAGACAAAUUAGAGAGAAUAAAGGAAAAGAAAGAGAAGAAAGAGAAAAAGGAAAAGAGAAAAGAAAAAGAGAAGGAAGAAGGAGUUCCCAAACUUACUUUAAAAUUAGGACCAGCAGGAGGCUCUCCUCGACCCCCCACACCUGAUAGUGCCUUAAUGAAGAAAAUAACGAUAAAGCCACCAAAGAGGCCAGAGGACGAGACGAAAAGAGAACUGACUCCGGAGCUUGCAAAGAUAUCAGCUCUGGUGACGCGGCCACCUAAACAGAAGUCAAGUAAGAAAGCGGAGGAAGGGCACUUAGAGGCCUAUGCCACUCUUCCUUCAGAAGCUUCUUUCUCUAACUCACUUGAUCCUAAUCCUAAGAUCAAGAAACCUAUAUUCAAAACCUUACCUCUUCGAGAACCAUUGCCUGUUCCUUCCGCUUCUUCCUAUAUCGAUCCACAUACCUCACAACAAUUGCAACCUAGGGGAGACAUGCCGUAUUGUUACACCGAUGCUACUGGCAAACAAGUAUGGAUAUGCCCAGCUUGCGGAAAACAAGACGAUGGUUCACCUAUGAUAGGUUGCGACGAUUGUGAUGCAUGGUACCAUUGGGUUUGUGUCGGAAUACAAGUGGAGCCGGCAGAGAACACCGAUUGGUACUGUCGAUUCUGUAUAGCUAAAAAGCAAGAACAAUAUCACGACAAAAAGAAGAAGAAACGUAAGAAAAAAAAUAGAGAGGACCCUUAGUACAAAUUGGCCGGGCCAAAAGCGAAGCCCGGUUUGUCAGCUCAAGCUUUUGCGAAUAAAGUCAAGUCGGAAGGUUUGAAUAAAGUUAGAAAGAUAAUCAAGAGUGCAAAAAAGAAAAAAUUGUCGACGAGCAAAUUGGCUAAAAAGCUUGGCAAAGGCAAAUCCAAAGACAAGGAAACCGUGCUUAAAACUUCGGACUUCUUCAAAAAUAAAGACGAGACGAUGGAUCUUCAAAUAUGAUUCUAUCGUGUUUUUUGUGAUGAUUUAUAAAUGCGUCGUAUACAUUAAUAGCUCAAUUAUGUAAUUACGAGAGAAUGUUAAAGAUUAAAUAGUUGUACAUAAAUGUUAAUUAUAUAUACAAAAGUUGGAAGAACACGCUAUUACGAAAUCAUUAUGUAAUUAUACAUAAUGAAAGAAUUAUUGUAUAGACAAAUAUUGUAGAAUUGAGACAUGUAUUUCGUAAUUUAAAAUCUCUUUCAUUAUUUAGGUUUUAUAUGAGUAUAUGAAAAAGAAAUUCUGUAUUUUAUGUGUAUAUAUGGAUUUUGUAUGUGAAUAUAAAACGGUAAAAUUCAGUUUUUGCAACAAUCCAUUAAUAAUUAUUGCAAAUAUUUAUGACUUUUCUAUUAUCAGUAAACAACACUUAUUUCAAGUGAAAAUUUUAUCUCACGACGAGAAAAUUGAUAACUUCAUUAUGGACGCUAACAAUGUUGUACGUUAAAAGUCAAUAUUUAUGAUAAAAAUAAUACUUUAUUGUGAUUCAUUGUAAUUACUAUUAAUGCUUUUUGGUAUUUUCCAUUCAUAGAAUAAGAAUAUUUAUUUUUAUAUCAUUAUUUGAAAAACGUAUUCAAUCUUGUUUUUCCAAUUAUAUUUUGUACAACAAUUCUGUAAACUUACGUUUUGUCAAAAUUAGUUGUGUUCUAAUUUGCGUAAUAGAAGUCUAGUUUAUUUAGUCUUCAUUGGUAGUUUUACAAGAAUUCACAUCAU